AUGUUCCGUUACAUCUCCGGCGCCAACGGCAACUCCGGCGACGACGCCCUCCUCUCCGAGGAUGGCGGAAUCAACGUGAGGUCGCUCCCCGAGGACGUCCAGGCCGUGUUCGCGGAUAUCGACGCCAACGGCGACGGAGUCCUCGACAUGGAGGAGUUCAAGACCAUGCUCAGCACCUACGCGGUCCUGCGCAGGUCGAACCAGGAGGGCUCCGUCUCCAUCUCGACCCUCCCCGACAAGGUACAGCCCGCGCUGAAGGUGUUCGACCAGGACGGCGAUGGCACCGUCGACCCCAAGGAGCUCAUGCGCGCCGCGGAGAUGUACCAAGCCUCCAAGAAGUCCCAGCGACGCAUGCGCAAGUUCAUCAUCGGUCUCGUGCUCUUCGUCGUCGCGCUCAUCGGCAUCAACAGCGCCAUGACCUUCAUGAUGGUCGAGAUCGCCAAGGAGACCAAGGCUUCCCCCGACGGCGUGAUGCGCGUCAACGCCGGCGGCGGCCACCAAGGCGCCGUCGUGAAGACCGCCGCCAACGGGGAACCGUCGCCGCUGACCUCGGGUCUACCGGACGCCGCGUUCGCGCAGCUCAAGCAGUUCCAGGUUGACUCUCCCACCGGCGCGCACGUCUCACUCGUCGUGCAGGGCUGGUACCGCGUGCCCUCCCCGAUUGCCACCACCGGCAGCGUCGUCAAGAUCAUGACCGCCGCCGGCUUCAUCAUCCUUGAUGGAACCGACAUGACCUUCGAGGAGACGGUCGGUACCGUCUUCUCCGAAGCUGGAUUCGAUGUCAUGGGCCGAAAGCUCCUCGGCAUGUACGAGAUCGUCGGCAUCUUCAACUCCAUCGACGACUGGACCGGCCUCGGCGAGGAGGAGAAGAAACCCGGGUUCGGCAAGCACGAUUUCUACAUGGAGUACAGCACCCUCAACAAGUGCGUGAUGGAAGUCGGCGCGGAGAAAUCAUGCGUCGACAUGUACAACAACACGCACGGCGCCUACGUCCAGAUCGAUGGCGAGCACUACAUCAAGAUCGACAGCACCAUCCUCAUGGACGUGGACACCAACAUCGCAAUGGAAAGCCACUAUUACGCGGAGUUCCAAGCGACGAUCGAAGAGAUGAAGUCCCCCACGCGUCGCGUCAAAGCCCAGGCGGUCGCGUACAACGUAUCGUACGAAGGCGAUGAGGAAGAAGAGGAGAUGUUCUACUGUAAGGAAGUCCACACUGGCGAUGACUCAUCCGUGUGGAACGUCACCAACGCCGAAAAAGUUGGCGAGACCGAAGAUGCCGACGGGCGCACCAUCAGAGAGUUCGUCAUCACCACUCCGCUCACCUCGCUUCAGCACGACUUCAUCACCGGCUUCGAUGAAAGCAUCCCCUACACCGGCACCACUGAGGUCAAGUACUGGGACGAUAAAGCGACUGGCUACCCCGUGAAGUUCAGCUUCGGCGGUAAGGAUUUCGUCGUGACCAAGUACGUCGAGGACGAGAUCGACCUACCCGAGCCCGAUGAAUGGCAUGUCGCGGACGAAUGCUUCAACAUGAAGCCUGCCGAUGCGCUGCACGACAAGACACUGCCAACCCCCGUGCCCGCCAACCCUUACCGCUUCGAUAACCGACGCCGAUUGCGCGACGAGUGCGAGGCUGAGGGUGGCUGCUACAGCUCGGAAGACGUUUCUUCGCAGCCAUAUUGCAUAAACGGCACAUGUCUCAACACCACCGAAAUCGCAGAUAUUUACAACAGCACCGCCUACGACACACAGGGUUCGGGACGAAAGCUCCUGCAGAGUACAGGGUUCAUCCAACACGAUGAUACAGUCCUCAUAUAUAACCACCGUUUUGGUGGCGGACUUCUCAAGAUAUCAAACAGUGUGAGUAGUGGCAAGAGAUGGUUAGACUUCAAUAAAGGGAAAACGUAUACAAAGAAUUUGGAAGCUGCCUCAAAAUCAAGUGUCCCCUGGGGAGAUCAUUAUUUCAAGGUGAAGGACCUCGGCGGUGGAGAAGUGGCGUUCUUCAAUGACGCUCGCAAAAAGUACAUGAGAUUGCUUGAAUGCAACGGGGGAAAGCUGUCCACCGGUUCUACCUCUCACAGCUGGACGAAUUUACCAGACUCUUGGUAUCACGAAAGAUUCCGUCUCGUACCUCUUUCAAACACCGGAAGACUCAAUGUGAGAAAUCCUGAGUACACUUACUUUGGGCUAUACGCUGACAAAUGUGGAUCAUUCGUUCGAAUAGACGCAAACGGUAACGUUGUCGGUAUUCAGAAGGAUAUGGAUAAAGUGGGCGACAAUGAUUUAUCUUUUAGAUUUGCCUUCAAAGUACUGACUCGAUCCGGGCCCACACCCCUGUCAGGUAACUGCAAUAACGCCGAAACCUGCCGGAAGGGUUGCAGUGGAAAUGCGUGUCCGGGUGCUGCCUUGACCCAUUCAAUCGCAUUUCCCCCCGAAGCUUUGAAGCCCCGGGUUCAGUUCGGCAUCGAAUUCUGGCACAGAGGAUGUGGUGUCAAAGGCAUGUCCCUGUCUGGGAGCUGCGGCACGGCUACUUGCGAGGUUGGCGGCACCUUCGAUGGCCCCGACGUGUGUUGCAGCAAUAAUAAAUUCUGCGGUCCAGGCGGAAGCGUCUACGGCCUUAUCAGCCAGGACCUCCUCGAUCUCAUCCAAGGAUCCGAUAAAGCUGACAAAAUAAAGCAAAAACUUGAAGAUCUCGGCGUUUCUGGGUCCCUCUCAAUGAUCCUGUCCUACUACAAACCCGCAGGUAGAAGUGGGGCAAUCACGCUGGCAAUUGUCGGUGAGGUCGAAGCUUCUUUCCGCCGCCGGAAACUUCUCUCCAUCGAAUCCGCUGACGAAGGUGACGAGGGCCAGGUCGCCCUGACAUCGUACGAUGCCCACGGCAGAAAGGUCGUGUGGUUCAAAAAGACGCUCAAGAAGGCCAAAAAGUUUGCCAAAAAGGUAACCAACGUUGUAAAAAGCGCCGCUGAAUCGUUUGUCGAACAGUUUGGAUUCACAAACGGUGUUUUCCUGUCCGUCUCUGGCUACGCCGAGUACGAUUUCGACUCCGAAAGCCUGGGCGUCGGCGCCACAAUCGAAGGCCAGGCGUGUCUACUCAACAUAUGCGGCGACUUUGCCGUGGAAGUUGCCUCGUGA
Messenger RNA from Micromonas commoda, 3132 nucleotides. RefSeq lists its product with no specific name. The transcript has a single exon. The coding region runs from base 1 to 3132 and encodes 1043 amino acids. The record is from RefSeq and is a predicted model, not a curated record. Gene Ontology annotation, molecular function: calcium ion binding. NCBI's taxonomy places the organism in Eukaryota, Viridiplantae, Chlorophyta, Mamiellophyceae, Mamiellales, Mamiellaceae.